AUGAGGACCGACGACGACGAGAUAGGGUCGCCCCUCUUACAGGACCACUUCUCGACGGACCGUCUCGAGGUCGGCAGUGACGGAGGAGACUAUGGCACGGCGACCACCCCUCUCUACGAGAGCGACUGCGCUACGCCGGGUUCCGACAUUCAGGAGGGAGUGAGGCAGAUUGAGGCUGUCUCGAGGGCGUGGACCAAGUCUGCCUUGAUCGUAGCUUAUAUGAGCAUCUUUCUCAUCGCUUUCACAACCUCACUCGAGGGUCAGGUCACAUAUGCCUUGACGGCUUUUGCUGUCAGCUCUUUCAACAACCACUCUCUGUUGUCGACUGUUUCAGUUGUUCAAAAUGUUGUCAAUGCCGUCAUCAAACCUCCUAUGGCCAAGAUUGCCGAUGUCUUUGGUCGUCUCGAGGCCUUUGCUAUUUCCAUCGUCCUUUGCGUACUUGGCUACAUCCUCAUGGCAGCCUCCAAGAACGUGGAAACCUAUGCUUCCGCACAAAUAUUCUACGCGGCUGGCUCAACGGGACUGCAGAUUCUCCAGCAGGUCUUCAUUGCCGAUACCAGCUCGUUCCUUAACCGAGCCCUCUUCUCCAGUCUACCGGACAGCCCCUUUCUGGUCACGGUUUGGAUCGGUCCGCUGAUAGCGUCAGCCAUUCUCGCAACAACAACCUGGCGAUGGGGCUACGGCAUGUGGGCGCUCAUCCUGCCCGUUGCCUUUCUCCCCUUGGCCUUGAGUCUGUACCUCAACCGCCGGAAAGCAGAAAAACUAGGGAUCCUCAAGCCAAAGCACCAUCACAGCAACAACGACGACGGCACCACCAAGGCCAAGAUUCGCAACAUCCUCCUCCGCGACCUCGACAUGAUCGGCACCCUCCUCUUCAGCGCCGGCCUUUCGCUCAUCCUGAUCCCCCUAACCCUCAUCUCCCGUUCCCCCCAGGGUUGGCGCGACCCUAAGCUCCUUCCUAUGAUCGUCCUCGGCACCUUCCUCCUCAUCCUCUUCCCCCUCUGGGAAUCCCGCCCGCACCUCGCUCCCCACCCCCUUUUGCCGUUAGACCUGCUCAAAUCCCGCACCUUCGUCGCCGGCUGCAGCCUAGGGUUCUUCUACUUCAUGAUCUUCUACAUCGCAGUCCAGCCGUACUUCUACUCCUACCUCCUAGUGGCUCUCAACCUCCCCGUCAACCGCGCGGGGCAGAUAACCCAAACCUUCUCCUUCUCCUCCACCAUCGCCGCCAUCCUCGCCUCCCUCGCCAUCCGCCAGAGCAAAUCCCCCCGCCCAAGACCGUUCAUCAUCGCCGGCGCUUUGUUAUAUACCUUCGCCAUCGCCAUCUUGCUCAUGACCCGCACCAAGGGCGUUAGCAUACCCUCGCUGUUCUCAGCCCAGGCUACCCUCGGCGCCGGCGCCGGGUUGAUGCACGUUGCGACGCAACUGGCCGUGCAAGCAUCCUGCGGGGAUAAACACGCGCACGUCGGCGUCGCUACGGCCGCUUUUCUUACCUUGGUAGAAGUUGGUGCGGCGGUGGGGGCCGCUUUCAGCGGCGUCAUCUGGGGCCGACUGAUUCCCCACAAACUAGUCGCCUACCUCCCCGACGCGCUAAAAGGCGAGGCAAAGAAAAUCUACGCCAGCGUGGUGGUAGCGCGGAGUUAUCCCUGGGGGUCGGUAGAACGGGAAGCGAUUGCCAGAGCGUACCAGGAGACGGUUACGGUACUCCUAAAGUGCGCGCUGUUUUGGUGCGUGCCGCUGGUGGUGGUGGCGUUGUUUGUCGGGGAUUAUAGGCUUGGUGAGGGAGGGCAGUGGGAGGUUUGGAAUGGACGGGGACUGGUGGUGGGGACGGGGGAGGAGGAGAUUGAUGAACGGGCGAGGAGGAUGGAGGAACGGGUGGAGUGGUGGAGGUUUUGGGUUUGGAUGGGGAAGGGGAGCGGGUAUUAUGGGAGGAACAGGAGGAGGAGGAGAAGGGUGGUUGUUGAGGAGGAGGAGGAAAGGGAAGAGGUUGUGAGGUGA
This is a messenger RNA of Neurospora tetraspora, 1995 nucleotides long. Its product is annotated as siderophore iron transporter mirC. The transcript is spliced from 3 exons. Gene Ontology annotation, molecular function: siderophore-iron transmembrane transporter activity. Gene Ontology annotation, biological process: transmembrane transport. The coding region runs from base 1 to 1995 and encodes 664 amino acids. NCBI's taxonomy places the organism in Eukaryota, Fungi, Ascomycota, Sordariomycetes, Sordariales, Sordariaceae. The record is from RefSeq and is a predicted model, not a curated record. Gene Ontology annotation, cellular component: plasma membrane.